AUGGCAAUGAAUGCUCGAGACUUGCAUGAACAGGUGAAGGAACAGUGCCCUGAAGGAACACCAAUACCAUCCAUUCAAUGGCUCCGGUUGCAGUUCUGGCCAAGUAAGGCAUCUGCAGCUAGCAAAAGACACACAGGACGACUGAAAGUCAAAAUGGUUGUUGCAGCACGCCAGUUUAGAAAGAGUCAUGUAGAUGCCCACUAUGCAUCAGCUGUAUUUAGAUACCAGAAAGAAUUUUGUGUGCAGUUCCAGGAUAUUGCAAGCCUUGUGUGCAAAGAUGACAAGCAUACCAUCAAAGUAGGGGAGCCUGGCUUUCCAGUAGCUGCUGUGGAGCGGGGCAAGCGUGUCAUUGUCGGCUUGAACCAGUCUUUCGAAGUUGGUGACCAUGACUUUACCAAGUUUUCAUUAUCUCCUUCCGUCUCACUAGUUGUAGAGAUCCCGGAUUCCAUAGAUGGAAGUUUCUAUGAUGGCCAAGUGUAUGUUGGUCUCAAAGACAAUGUCUUUGAACCUUCAUCUGCUCUUUGA
This is a messenger RNA of Paramuricea clavata, 525 nucleotides long. The record is from the annotation of a GenBank genome assembly. Lineage: Eukaryota; Metazoa; Cnidaria; Anthozoa; Malacalcyonacea; Plexauridae.